CGCGCUGCAAUAAAGCGGCGCCAUCCCGCAACCCAAUCCCCAGAAUAUGCCACGUCACACCUUCUCCCUCAUACCCCAGUCACCCUAUCAUUCCCCCUUCAUCCUCACCAACCCUAGUCUAAGCUAUAUAUAUCCCCAUCCGGUUACCAUCCUUUCUCUCUCUCCGUUUCUCUUUUCUCUUUUCUCUCCUUCUCUCUCUCUCCGUUUCUCUUUUCUCUUUUCUCUCCUUCUCUCUCUCUCCGUUUCUCUUUUCUCUUUUCUCUCCUUCUCUCAUCCGUUCCGUUCGUUUUUUCCCUCUGCAAAAUUCUCUUCCCGACCAACAAAACCCAGGCCCUCCAAAUUAGGGUUUCUCCCCGGGAAUGUGAUUCAGCGCGCGGCACGCAGAGCGAACAUCAAUGGCGGAGAAGACAUUCGGCGGCGUGAUAGGGUAUGCGCUGGCACCGAAGAAGCAGAACAGCUUUAUCCGCGACUCAUUGGUGAGUCUAGCGAAAUCGCGAGGGAUCGAACUCGUUCGUGUGGACUCGGACAAGCCCCUCGCGGAUCAGGGCCCCUUCGAUUGCGUCCUCCACAAGCUCUACGGCGACGAUUGGAAACGCCAACUUCGAGAAUUCCAGUCUCGCUUCCCAAAUGCGGUUAUCCUCGACGCGCCCGAAGCGAUCGAGCGCCUCCACAACCGAAUCUCGAUGCUGCAGGUCGUGUCGGAGCUCCGAAUCCAGGACCGAACCGAGACCUUUGGGAUCCCAAAACAGAUUGUGAUAUACGACAAGGCCACGCUAAUGGACCCCCAGGCCGGGGAUAGCCUCAAGUUUCCGGUGAUUGCGAAGCCGCUUGUGGCCGACGGCAGUGCCAAGUCGCACAAGAUGGCGCUUGUGUUCACGCGCGACGCGCUCGAUAAGCUGAAGCCCCCGAUCGUGCUGCAGGAGUUUGUCAACCACGGCGGCGUGAUCUUCAAGGUUUACGUGGUGGGCGAGCACGUGCGGUGCGUGAAGCGCAAGUCCCUACCCGAUGUGUCGGAGGAGAAGACGGUGGGCGUUUCGGAGAACCUUCUGUCGUUUUCGCAGGUCUCCAACCUGGCUAACCACGACGUUGAAAACGACAGCGAUGGCUAUUACCGGCUGAUGCAUUUGGAGGACACCGAGAUGCCCCCAAAUGCCUUUGUCGUCGACAUCGCUAGGGGCCUCAGGCGGGCCCUUAAGUUGAACCUCUUCAAUUUCGACGUCAUAAGGGACGCUCGAUAUGGCAAUCGAUAUCUCAUCAUUGAUAUCAAUUAUUUCCCUGGCUACGCCAAAAUGCCUGGAUACGAGGCCGUUUUGACCCAGUUUUUCUGCGACGUCAUGUUGAAGAAAGAGCAAGAAGAACAACAGGGGGAGGAUCACGAUCCCGUUUCUACCAAGGACAAUGAGGAAUCUUUUCAGUUUUGAAAAUUAAAAUUCAAAAAAAUCCCUAAUGUCUCUGUUCAGAGGGAUUUUUUGGAAUCUACACGUAGUAUUGCUAUAGAUGCUAUGCAGCCUGCAAUUUGGUCUGCUACACUAAACAACUCUUCCACAGCCGACCCUGUAGUAGGCAGGUAUGUCUCUGUUCAGAGGGAUUUUUUGGAAUCUACAGUGUUGCUAUAGACGCUAUCCAGCCUGCAAUUUGGUAUGCUUCGGCUUCUAAACUAGCAAUUUGGUAUGCUUCGGCUUCUAAACUAAACAGCUCUUCCGCAGCGGUCCCUGUAGUAGGAAGGGGUUUUCCCAGUGCUGCACUAAUAUAACAGCUAUAUAUAUAUAUAUAUAUAUAUAUAUAUAUAUAUAUAUAUAUAUAUAUUCCAGGCUUCUACUGAAAUUUGACUUGCUGGUGUAACAUCUCUGUCAUCACUAUAAUCAAGAGAUAGUGAUUUUUUAUUUAUUUAAUUUGUAUUCAGUUUGUGGCACAAUUUGGUAGGUUUUAUAUGUUCACGAAUUUUACUAUAUGCAUGACUAUCUCAAGAAAAACAUGCAUGUGUUACAGUACAACAGUUUCAUUCAAAGAUAUUCC
This is a messenger RNA of Vigna angularis (adzuki bean), 2016 nucleotides long. Its product is annotated as inositol-tetrakisphosphate 1-kinase 1. NCBI's taxonomy places the organism in Eukaryota, Viridiplantae, Streptophyta, Magnoliopsida, Fabales, Fabaceae. The transcript is spliced from 2 exons. Gene Ontology annotation, cellular component: cytoplasm. Gene Ontology annotation, molecular function: magnesium ion binding; inositol-1,3,4-trisphosphate 5-kinase activity; ATP binding. Bases 396 to 1421 code for a protein of 341 amino acids. The record is from RefSeq and is a predicted model, not a curated record. Gene Ontology annotation, biological process: inositol trisphosphate metabolic process.